Ostrinia furnacalis (Asian corn borer) is the source of this 1939-nucleotide messenger RNA. Its product is annotated as zinc finger protein OZF-like. NCBI's taxonomy places the organism in Eukaryota, Metazoa, Arthropoda, Insecta, Lepidoptera, Crambidae. The coding region runs from base 56 to 1633 and encodes 525 amino acids. Gene Ontology annotation, cellular component: nucleus. The transcript is spliced from 7 exons. Gene Ontology annotation, biological process: regulation of transcription by RNA polymerase II. Gene Ontology annotation, molecular function: zinc ion binding; DNA-binding transcription factor activity, RNA polymerase II-specific. The record is from RefSeq and is a predicted model, not a curated record.
GGGAUAUUUUGUUGUGAUUUGUGUAAAUAAAAUAGUGAUUAAAUUAGAAAGAAUAAUGUCUGAUUCGGAAAUAUGGAUCUUCAACGGCUUGUGCCGCUGUUGCCACGCGGACGGCAAGUUUCAGAGCCUAGACGAAACCUAUAAUACGCUUGGAGUCGACGAAAACUUCGGUCAGAUACUUCGUGAAACUUUUCAAAUAAAUAUUGAGCCGUUAUCGGGUGAGCUUGCAGUGGACACAUACAGCAUUUGUCCUCCGUGCGUGUACCGGUUACGAGACGCAUCACUGUUCAAAAAACAAGUUUUAGAGUUAGAGAAGAAACUAUGGUCUUGUAUGGAAGAAGAUAUCACAGUUAAAGAAUGUGAAACAGACUCCAAAGUUAUAGUUGAAAUGCAGUCUAUUGGAUGUUCUGAUGAUAUUAUAAAUGAAGAAGACCUUAAAGAAGAGUACCUAGAAACUGAGGGUAGUAUAGAAGAAGAAGUUGUAAUAACGUACACAGAUGAUAACGUGACGUGUGAUGAACUCAACCAGACUAUUCCAAAGCGAGCAAAAGAAAAAAUCUACUGCGAAGUUUGUAAUAAAGAGUUUUUGAACAAGGGCUCCUUAGAACUCCACAUGAAGAAGCAUACUGGUGACCCUGCAUUCUCUUGUGCGUUAUGUGGCAUCGGAUUCCACCAUAACCGUGCUUACUCCAAACACAUAGACUCAGAACACCGUAAGAACGACCAUUAUGUCUGCAGCAUCUGUGAUAAACGGUACACCAAGGCUCAACUGUUCAAAACCCACAUAAAAAUUCACUUAGACGUCAUAUACAAGUGUGAUUUCUGUUCAAAAGAGUAUCCGAGAGAGAAAAGUUUGAAGGAACACAUAAAAGUGCACUCCGAAGAACGAUACGACUGUGCUAUUUGUAACAAAUCUUUCGCACAGAAGUACAGAUUGAGGUUGCAUCUAGCGUCGCAUUCCAGUGAUCGUCCGUACAUUUGUGAAUUAUGUGGACAGACGUUUCCGCAGGCAGGGAAUUUAAAAAGGCAUAUGAAGUUCAAGCAUUCAGACGAUAAAACAUUCUAUCAGUGUCAAGUGUGCGGCAAGAAAUUUGUGACCAAUUGGUAUUUGAAUAUCCAUGAAAAAGUGCAUACGGGUGAAGAUGAGAAACCGUUUUCUUGUGAAGUGUGUUUCAAGUGUUUUAAGUCAACUCAUUUGUUACGGAGCCAUAUGAAAGUGCACACUGGUGAGAAACCAUACACUUGCAGUUACUGUGGGAAAAGAUUUGCUCAUCUAACAUCGUUUACCUCUCACGAACGAAGGCACACAGGUGAGAAACCUUAUAAGUGUAAACUGUGUGACAAAGCCUUUGCAAAUGGUACGAACUUGAAAGUUCAUCAGAGGGUGCAUACUGGAGAAAAACCGUAUUCUUGUAUGAUUUGUGACAGACGUUUCUCCGAGAGCACGCACCGCAAACGGCACAUGCGUCUGCACACAGGCGAGAAAGCCACGUGCCAUAUCUGUCACGUGCAAAUAAGUAACCUUUCCGCACACGUCAAGAAAAUGCACCCGGAGCAGUGGCAGCCGGUGCGGAGCCCUAUUGAGAGGAUAGCGGGGGUCGCGGAUGGUGUGAAGGAUGAAGCGACGGUUUGAGCGAGGCGAUGGCUGGUAGUCUGAGAGAAAGGUUCGUUUAAGCGAGCCGAUGGCUGACAAGAGCGAGAGGAUGGCUCGUUUAAGCGAGUUGAUGGCCGAUUAGACUCAGUGCGGAGCCCUAUCGAGAAGAUGGCGUGUAGUAAAUGGUCGCUGUAAUGAGCCAUUGGCUCGCUAAAACCAGCCAUUGAAGUCAGCUGUCGACUCGCUAAAAUCAGUCGUCGACUCAUUCAAACCAGCUAUCUAUUCACUUAAUUGAGCUAAACAAUGUUUAUUUAUUUAUUUGAUGUCGAGUUAUUUAAAAUUUUA